AUGCCGUGCGGCGUGGCCGACAGCGCGGCAGCAUUGCCGUCUGCCGGCACAGACAAAUCCGAAGCUCACAUUAACGUCCCAGGGGAUGCGAAAAACAACCAUCAUCCGCCCCACCCCGUGGCAGACGUAGCUUGUGCGGAGGUCGGCCGGCGCGAGAGCGACUUGGCGAGAAGAGGCAGAGGGCUCAGCUGCCAGCUGCCUUGUGCGAUGGCGCCACGAGACUCGCUGCUCUCCACGUUCUGCACAAGCGCAGCAUCAUGCAUCCAAGCCGAGAUUCCAGUGGUCAGGUCGGAGAAGUUUCGCCUGCAUCGCGACUACCGAACUCCCUAUGUAUGUCUUUGCUACAUGUUGGAGUCUGAGGUGUAA
Symbiodinium sp. CCMP2592 is the source of this 366-nucleotide messenger RNA. NCBI's taxonomy places the organism in Eukaryota, Dinophyceae, Suessiales, Symbiodiniaceae. The record is from the annotation of a GenBank genome assembly.